AUGAACGUAUUUACAACACAUUUGAACAGUGAACACACACUAGAUGACAAGAGUACGCAAUGCCGUGUGCAGAUGCAAGUGGUUCAGCAGCUGGAGCUACAGCUGAAAAAGGACAAAGAGCGACUACAAGCUAUGAUGGCUCAUCUAAAGUCCUCUGAGCCCAAACCAGCAGCACAGCCGGUGAAUCUUAUGUCCAAUGUAUCCUCCCAGACAACGUUGCCCAAAGGCUCUCCUCUUUUGAGCCUGUCUCAGAGCGCCACAGCACCGCCCCUGACGCCACUCUCUGACUCCCCGUCAGUCAUCACGCCCAGUAGCAUUUUCACUGGAACACCAGUACGGAGGCGAUACAGCCGGUCUGUGAGUCAAGAUAUCGUUGACAAUAAGGAUUUCUACUUGAGCACAGAAGUUCGACCUCCCUUUACAUACGCAUCUCUCAUCAGACAGGCAAUAUUUGAAUCACCUCGCAAUCAACUGACAUUAAAUGAAAUCUACAACUGGUUCACAAGAAACUUUGCAUAUUUUAGGAGUAAUGCAGCAACAUGGAAGAAUGCAGUGAGACAUAAUCUCAGCCUCCAUAAAUGUUUUGUGCGUUUGGAAAAUGUGAAGGGAGCUGUGUGGACAGUCGAUGAGAUUGAGUUCCACAGACGGAGGCCCCAGAAGACUGCUGGUAAUGGUGGAUCUAUGCUGAGGAAUUCUCAGAGCCGUCAAUGCUUAGUCAGUUCUGCUGUGCAGAGUGGUGGUCUCGACUGCCACAAUCCUCUUUUCAACCCUGCUGCGAUGGGCAGCAUCUCGUUUCACUCGCUGCCGCACAUUCUGCAGGAGCAGGUGAACGGCGCUCUCGCUGGCGGAUCUGGAUACCAAAGUGACAGCAGUGCCACACAGUCUCCUCCUCAAGCUUUCAUUAAAGAGGAGCAGGAAGACGAAGGUGCAACUGAAAACUAUCUGUACGAAUCUCCAGAGAGCACCAACGAGCACGGCCACAGCCCAGAGAUGAUGAUCCAUGACGAAGACGGCAGCAGCCCAGAGACGCCAAACCUUCAGUUCGACCGCGUGCCUUCGCUCUGACUGCAAGGCCCGCCCACUCUCGACUCGUGCAACUUCACGAUUCCUCCCCAAUAAAUAAAUAUAUAAACACAACUGCUUCACCUUCAUAACCGAACAGUCUCUCAUGAAGGAAACACAUUUUUCAUCUUUUCUUAUCCCAUGACUUUAAUCAAGCUCUUGGUUCUGUCUGUAACGUCGAGUGAGUUCACAGAAACAUAAGUGAGACUAUUUGGAUUUUGUUUUUUUAAUUCAUUUUUAAUUUUAUUCAAUUUUUAAUUUUUUUUUAUAUCUGUACACAGAAGAACAUUAUGUAUGGAGAAGCCAAAGCAAAGGGAACAUUGAUGGUUAGCACUUCAGUUUUUCCCUUCUAUAUAGAUACAUUAUGUUAUGUUGGUGCCACACUACCUGAUUUUUAGUUUUCAGAAAAUAGACAAAGUUAAAAUUGUUGCUUUUAAACUGAAAA
Thalassophryne amazonica is the source of this 1507-nucleotide messenger RNA. Its product is annotated as forkhead box protein P1-B-like. Gene Ontology annotation, biological process: regulation of transcription by RNA polymerase II. The record is from RefSeq and is a predicted model, not a curated record. Gene Ontology annotation, cellular component: nucleus. Gene Ontology annotation, molecular function: RNA polymerase II cis-regulatory region sequence-specific DNA binding; DNA-binding transcription repressor activity, RNA polymerase II-specific. NCBI's taxonomy places the organism in Eukaryota, Metazoa, Chordata, Actinopteri, Batrachoidiformes, Batrachoididae.